This is a messenger RNA of Exophiala bonariae, 963 nucleotides long. RefSeq lists its product as uncharacterized. The transcript has 4 exons. NCBI's taxonomy places the organism in Eukaryota, Fungi, Ascomycota, Eurotiomycetes, Chaetothyriales, Herpotrichiellaceae. Gene Ontology annotation, cellular component: nucleus. Bases 1 to 963 code for a protein of 320 amino acids. The record is from RefSeq and is a predicted model, not a curated record.
AUGGCAAAGACAGUAGUGAUAUUCGGAGCUACUGGAAAGCAAGGAGGUUCUGUCGUGGAUGCUUUUCUGGGAGAUCCUUCUUUCAACGUCCGCGCUGUCGUGAGAGACCUCAAGUCUACUUCAGCCCAAGCUCUUCAAACUCGAGGAGUAGAUGUGGUAAAGGGGGAUCUUUUUGACGAAGCCUCAUUAGUCAACGCGUUCAAGGGUGCUAGUAUUAUCUACGGUGUCACAGCCGACAUAGGAGUUUUGCUACCACAACUGCUCAGGGAUGGAGUUAAGUCGGUCAUAACUGAGGCUUCUAGACUUGAGAAAGUCGAGGGGAAGAAUCUCGUCCAUGCAGUAGCUGCAAAUAAAGAUACGAUCGAAUUGUUCAUCUUCUCUGGUCUCUCGCCCGCACGAGAGAUUAGUGGUGGAAAGUUCGAGACUAUUCAUCACUUUGAUAGCAAGGCAGAGAUCAUCAAUUACCUGGAAUCGGAUUUUCCAGAGCUUGUCUCAAGGACUGUCGAACUUCAGCUAGGAAUGUUUGCAACUAACAUCACGCGGCAAUCCCCACUACGGCCUUGGAAGCAACCAGAUGGUCGAUACCGUGUGACUAUGCCGAAUUCGAUUGACACUCCAGUCCCAUUUAUCGACCCAAAUCGUGAUCCAGCAAUCUUUGUCAAAGCUCUGGCUAGCCAGCCACUCCCACCUUCGACGUCAGAGUCCAGAGUACGCAAGUUUGCUGGAUUUGCACGUUAUACGACUCACAGACAGUGGAUCGAUCUGCUGAAUCGGCAGAUUGCAGGUAAGGUGUAUUUCGAGGAGACAAGCGUUGACAGUUGGGCCAACCUGAUGUCUCCUCCUGGCCUUGGAUUGGAAUUGGCCGAGAUGUGGAAGUAUGUUGAGGAAAUAGGCUACUUUGGCGGCGACAAAGGAGGUACAACCAUCAUUACUGAGGUGAGAAAGAUGAAUGAAUCGACUUAA